UCCAAAGAGAGGAGAAGGGGAGUGGCAACUGGUGCGCCCCCGAACGCUCAAGAAAAAAAAGUAGUGCUUCGCCCGCAUGGCCGGAAGCCGCCGCCGCCGCCGCGGAAGAGCGCGGCCGCCGCAGCAGGGCGCCGAACCCUCGCCGCUGGCAGACGCCACUCUCAUCUCCAGAGAAGUUGCUACUGUAGAGAGGCCCUCUAAGAACACCUGCCUCGCCUCAGCCUCAGCCUCUACCUCCUUGGCUAUAUCUGGACCUUAUGUUUGUGCAGAUCUCCUGGACAGCCUGCUUCAUGAAAUCAUUGCUCUCUUUAACUCAUUCCGUGACUUCCUUGCUUUCGCUGGCACCUGCCGCUCUUGGCGCGCUGCAGUCUCUACCUUUCCCUCUGUGUAUACAUUCGGCUUCCCGCCAUUCCACUUGAAACCAGACGGUCCUUAUGUUCGUCCACAUAGCAGCGGUAUCAAGCCCAUCCUUUUGUCUAAUUGCAAAUGGCAGCUCAGCGAUCCCAGCAAGAAAAACUUAUCCCUUGUGUGUUCAGUGUCUGAAAAUAAUCCAAAUACAAUGCACUAUUUGGGUUGCUCAUAUGGGUAUCUUAUCUUCUCCUACGAGGAGCACUGCCUCCUUGUCAAUGUGUACACUGGUACCAAGGUGAAGCCCCCCAAACUCCCACCCAACAACAGACUUGGGUACUUAUGUGGCAUAGGCAUCCUUACAGCUCCACUAAAUUCACCCAACUCUCGCCUCCUCCUUUGCUCGAAAGCUUCCAUGUUUGAGUGGCAGGUUGGAACAAACUCCUGGUCAGAGCACCCUCUUGCUCUUGAUCGUGAAAACAUCUAUCAGAUUGUGUUCUUCAAAGGUGAUAUCUUUGUCAUAGAUGGUCUUAUGAGGCUCCACACUAUACACUUGACGCCUCAGUUCAGCAUGCAAGAAGUUGCAAUUAAAUUGGAGUUUGCGCCUCUUCAUUCAUGGUUAGUGGUCUGUGGUGACAUGCUUCUCAUGGUUGACCAAGUGUUAAGCUAUGGCGAAUUGAAUGGCUCAGUUGACACAACCAUUAAGGUCUUCCGCCUCGACUUUUCUGUUGAACCAGCUGAGUGGGUGAAGCUGGAGAAGCUGGAAAAUCAUGCUCUGUUUGUUAGCGUCGAUAGGAGGAAUCCUACAUUUUCUUGCAUGAGCCCGGAAAGAUGGGGAGGAAAGAGUAACUGCAUUUAUUUUGCCAGGCUAUCUGAAGGUCCUGAUGAAACUUGGACUGCCGUCGAUCUUGGUCAGCCAGUGCUAAAAGACACAGUUUUCCCCAUCUACUAUGGUAUGGUGCUCCCUCCUGACUGCAGCCUACUAAGUAGCCUAUGGGUAUUCCCCAAUUUAAUUUAUGGUUCUGGCUAGUAAUCCCGUUGCAGGAUUAUUGUCUAGUUUGCACAAGACCUGAUCCGGCAUUUAUUUCAGUUAGCAACUGGUUCUGUAACUCUAAUGGUUUCCUGACUUUGGGACCAAUGUUUUGUGUUCAAGUACAAUUGACCUGCAUUGGCAUGGUGUUGACACUCCUGGUUGUAUUGUGGUGAACAAUGGGGUUGCAUUUGUCA
Molecule: messenger RNA, 1575 nt
Organism: Triticum aestivum (bread wheat)
Lineage: Eukaryota; Viridiplantae; Streptophyta; Magnoliopsida; Poales; Poaceae
Exons: 2
Coding region: 77-1378 (433 amino acids)
Source: RefSeq, a predicted model, not a curated record